Molecule: messenger RNA, 1068 nt
Organism: Sitophilus oryzae (rice weevil)
Lineage: Eukaryota; Metazoa; Arthropoda; Insecta; Coleoptera; Curculionidae
Product: probable ATP-dependent DNA helicase HFM1
Exons: 6
Coding region: 1-1068 (355 amino acids)
Source: RefSeq, a predicted model, not a curated record
AUGACGGCCAAACACCUGGUCGAUAAUUUACAGAUUCGGUUGAAGCAAGAACAAAAAGCGAUGUUGAAUGAGAUUUCUUCGCGUUUAACUGACGUGAAAUUGCAACAAUAUGUUAUGAAUGGUAUUGCGUUUCAUCAUGCGGGUUUGGUGCGUGAGAAUCGGUACUCUAUUGAAGAGGCUUUCAGACAAGGACACAUUCCUAUUUUGGUUACUACAAGCACCCUGGCUAUGGGUGUAAAUUUACCCGCCCAUUUAGUAAUAAUAAAAUCCACGAAAUGUUACGAUUACAGCGGCGGUUAUAAAGACUACGACGAAGUGUCCAUCUUUCAGAUGAUUGGUAGAGCAGGGCGAUCUCAGUUUGACACUUGUGCCACUGCUUUGAUUUUAACUACCGCCCAAGACAAGGCAAAGUAUGAAAAUAUGGUGGCAUGUACUCAGCCAAUAGAAUCCAACCUUCAUAAACAUCUCACUGAACACUUGAAUGCUGAAAUUGUCUUAAAUACUAUAACUGACUUGGAAGUGGCUAUGAGAUGGUUGUCGUCCACAUUUUUGUAUGUCCGAGCUAAAAAAUGUCCUGAGAAAUACAAGCUACCUGUUGGACUGACCCAAGAGAAAAUUGACAAAAAACUACUGGAAAUAUGCCAAAUUGAUUUAAAUAAGCUAGUUGGCGCUGGAAUGGUUAACAUAAACCAAUGUAUCGAAAUAUCGCCGACAGUAAUUGGAGAAAUUAUGGCUAAAUACUACGUGGCAUUCGAGACCAUGAAAUUAUUUACAAAAAUUACAGGAACUGAAAUUAUGAUACAGUUAUUAGGAAUAUUUUCAAAAUGUAGCGAAUUUUCCGAUAUACGAUUGAGGACUAAUGAUAAAAAAUGUCUCAAUUUACUUAAUAAACACUCUACCAAAGAAACCAUUAGAUUUCCUCUAAGUGGUAAAGUCACAUCUAGCGAUAUGAAAGUUAAUUGUAUCAUUCAGGCCAUGUUAGGAAAUCUAGAGAUACAUGAUCAGUCAAUUCUGAACGAUUCAUCCAGAAUUAUGCGAUGCUGUGAACGUUUAUCAAAAUGUAAGUAG